UAUCAUAUCAGAAAUUACGUAACAAACGUUUCAACCAAAAGACGUUACAUGAUUCACUUUUUGAUCACACAACAUCUUGCACUUUUAUCUUAUUUGUGGGGAAGGGGGGUGGUGGUGUAACUUGAAUACUGACACGUACGCUCAGGUUAUAUUUGACAUCAUCACGAUAACAUCAAAUCUAUCGCAAGUUAAAGAAACACACACACACAAAAAAUACAGACAAAUACUAAGUGACAAGACGGCAUGUAUGCGUGAUAUAGUAUAUAAAACGGAUCCGAUGAGACCAAAGGACAAGAUCGUCUCGAAGAGCUCAGGUGGUGGUGAUGGACACACUUUCCUGGCUCUUUUGACGUGCACUCUUGAGUUUCGCUGGUUGGCAAAACGAGAUCGUCAGUGUGUGUGACACCUACAUCCUCAAGACUGGAGCCGGGACAACAGGUCGCAGACUUCGCCAAUUACUUCAGGGUCAGUGGUGCCGGUGGCCAUGUCUUCGACAUCCUGCUGCAACUGUACCUUCCAGGACACGCAGUUCCUGGCAGGAUCUUGUGGCGCUUCAUUCACACUCUUCAUGGGUCUAGUGGAGUAUCUCGUGAGAUCACAGGAUGACAUUGCUGAUUCGUGCAACCGAUCGGGCCGAGACAGGGUUAAGGGAAUAGAGAAUUCUGAGUACGACUUCCUUGUGGUUGGUGCCGGGAUUGCUGGUUCAGUGGUGGCUUCUCGUCUAGCCGAGAACCCGGACUGGAAGGUGUUACUGCUCGAGGCGGGCCCCGAGGAACCCACGGCCUCUCUCCUGCCCGCCUUUGCGAUGAGCGCCGUGGGGUCGGAACUUGACUGGAAGUACGAGACGCAGCCACAGAACACGGCCUGCCUCGCCACAGGCGGCGUCUGCAAAUGGCCCAGAGGAAGAAUGGUUUCCGGUACUGGUGGGAUGCAAGGAAUGAUGUACACCCGAGGGAAUCCCAAGGUAUACAACGACUGGGCUAAACUCGGAAACGACGGCUGGAGCUACGAGGAAGUUCUGCCUUACUUCAUCAAAGCAGAGAAUAACAAGAACCCCGAGCUUACCGAGGAAAAUUACCAUGGCAACGAAGGCCCCCUUGUGGUUCAACACUUCCCAUACCAUCCACCUCUAUCUGAAUCUAUAGUUGAAGCAGGAAAAGAACUAGGAUACAGAACAGGAGAUCUAAACGGUGUGAAUCAGACAGGAUUCGCUAUAGCUCAGAUGAUGGUCGAUAAUGGUUUGAGAGGAAGUACCUCUAGGAUGUACCUGAGGAAGGCCGGAUCACAGGGUAAUCUAGACGUCUUCAUCAACUCUCAAGUGACACGGAUUCACAUCGAUAAAAGAACAAACCUCGCCACAGGGGUGGAAUUUAUGGAUAAAGACGGUGUUAAGAAGACUGUGCGCGCUAGGAGAGAGGUUAUACUGUCCUGUGGCGCCAUAGGAUCCCCACAGAUUCUCCUCCUUUCAGGUGUUGGUCCGAGUGAAGAUUUGGAAGGUUUGGGUAUCGAGGUCUUAAAAGAUCUUCCUGUGGGUAGGAACCUCCACAACCACGUAUCAGCAGGUGUGGGUUUUUAUAUCAACGACACGAGUUACGAGAUUCUUACUAUGAAAGUCUUGAAAGAAUACCUCGACACACAUGGAGGACCAAUAUCAGGAACUGGAAUAACGCAGACCACAGCAUUUCUUCUAUCUAAAUACGCCAACGACGGCGUUCCGGAUCUGCAGAUAUUCUUCGAUGGUUUCCUGGCAGCAUGCUCUAAAACAGGUUUGGAUAAAGAAUGCACCAACGGCGAAUUUGGAGACUGCGGGAGACGAUAUAUCAACGCGCGUCCGACGAACAUACUGCCAAAGAGCAAAGGUUACCUCAAACUUAGGAGUACCAAUCCCAAUGACCAUCCUCUCAUCUUUCCUAAUUACUUCUCCGUUGAACAAGAUGCAGACGUCUUGAUAGACGGAAUUAGGCUCGCAAUUAAGUUAUCUCAAACACAAAGCUUGCAGAGAUGGGGAAUGGAAUUGGACAAGACGCCCGCUGACGGAUGUGAGAGGCCACCAUUCGGGUCAGAUGAAUACUGGCAGUGUGUUGUAAGAAGGCACACAGGGCCCGAAAAUCACCAGGCAGGGUCUUGCAAGAUGGGUAAGGCCGGAGACCCCACUGCUGUUGUAGAUCCUCAGCUGAGAGUUCAUGGAAUUCGGAACUUACGAGUAGUAGAUGCAUCAAUCUUCCCGUACGUUCCUAACAGCAAUACUAUUGCAGGCGUUAUUAUGGUAGCAGAAAAGGGUUCCGACAUGAUCAAGAACACCUGGCAAUCCUCAGAUAAAGCAGAUAACGCAUGUCAUAAAUUUGGAACUCCUCAGCACUGCGACCUGAAUUCAAAGCCGAAGACAUCUCAUUCCAUAUUACAACAAUAAGUAGCUGAUUCUACAAUGAUAGACCAGCAAAAACGUUACUGAAUACAUGAAUGGUUCAAUAACAUACUUCAGUGGUUUAUAAGUGAAAUAAAUAUCCAACUAAUAACUUUAGCUUGUCUGUCAACAAAGAACGAUCAAAAUGAAGUGACCAACAAGGAAGUCAAAUAGGAUAAUAAGUUACUUAUAUUUAUUUCAACUAAAUUUACAGCAUCAAACACUUCACGACACUAAAAUUGCAUUCUUCUUGAACGUCAUCCAUCGCCCUCAUUUCUUUUCGAAGAAUUACUUUAGGUGACUGCAAAAUGUCUCCGUCCUCAGGUAGAACCUACUCUGUUGGGACUAGCUCUAUUGAUUGUGCUGUAUAGAAUAGGUUUCACCAGAGGACAGAGACAUAUUCCAGUUUCCGAAACGUAGUUUCGGAAUUAGAAUAAGAACGAUGGAUAAGUGCUUUCAAUCAUAAAAUUAUAUAAUCGUAUACCUAUAUAUAAUAAUCACAGGACGGGUAGCGUUGUAGAUCCUUGAUGAAAACGGAUAGACUCCAUUUCGUAGCAGAAUAUAUAUAACACUAGAGCCAAAUAUUGCUAACUUCUUCGAAGUACGAACUAUAUAACAUUAAAAUCGAAAGAAGAAAACACUACAAAUCAGUGGCGAAGUCAGGAGGCUGGGGGGGGAGGGGGGGCACUUGCCUGAGGCGGGGCACUGAGGCACAAGCACACGAAAGGAGUGAAAACAGAAAAAUUCGUUUACACUGUCAACUUCGUCAACAGAACAUGGUAAGCUUAUAUGUUUACCAAACAUGGUAAGCACGUUGGCUUACCAUGUUACCCUGUUGAAGAAGUUGACAGUGUGGGUGAAGAUGUCAGUUUUCCCUUCUUUUUGUGCUUGUAUCUCUGGGCUCUUACUCGGGUUCAGUGUCCCCUGUCAUCCACUAAAUUCGGGAUCUUGGAAACUAUUUUUCUUCCAUCUAGAACUCCUCAUAAAUGCUACUAAUCACUAUACACAUACACGAAAUUAAACCUUUGCUUUCAUAAUAAACACCUUAAAAUUAUCACGAAACUUCCGUACAGGUGAACUACAUCUGUUUUCCCAUAAAUAAUGCAAAUAAUUUUGACUUUCGGUACAAAACAGCUAAACUAAAAUGAACUGAAGUAUGCCAUGUUGUUAAAACAUAAAUAUGCGUCUUGUUACAUUCUGAUCAAGUGAUUUUACAAAGAGUAAAAAAGGGAGUCCCCCAUUACAGAGUAUAACAAAAGUGAUUAUCAGUAAUACGUCUUAGCUGACAAUAAGAACAUCCAAUUUCAUUAGACACAUUCCCGUACUGAAGAUAGCAGUCUCUGCACCUUGACUUUCUGUUACGCGUGCACUGCUGAAGAUCUUAUUACCAUUCCUGUGAAUCACAGAACGGUUAUGAUAUUGUAUUCUUUUGUAAAUAAUAUUUUUAUAUUACUCCUACAUAUGAAUCAGUUGUUAUGAUUCUAUUUCUCAUAGGGAGGGUAGUGAAUGCUAUUUAAAUAUUUAUACCUCACAACCCAUCGCCGCGGUUAGAGCAAGUAGAAAUCAUGCUUAGAUGCGACUACUCAUGUGAAGAGCUACGUCACACACUGCAUUAAAAGAGCUACCCGCUGGUACUGGUUGAUUAUCUGAUUAUUUAUAAGGCAAAAGAAAACGAGAGCGCAAAGCAGAAAUCAAGUAUGACCUACUCUGUGUUUACUUUAUCCGUACGGCCACUUCCUGUAACUGUGUUCAGUACAUUAGUGUCUUCGUACUAAUUCCGCAACGCAUCAUGUAUGGAACUGUUUUCUCAGAACAAAAUAUACCGCGAUCACACACAAACUGUCACAUAAUCAAAACAUGGGUUUAGUAUCAGUUCAUCAUUAAGACAAAAAUCCACCAACCAUUACAGCAAAUUUGGUAAAACAUAAAUAAACAGAUCUAUCCAUGUAAGAUUUGAGAUCUAUCCAUCAUCCAUCGAAGAAAAAUAGGUGUAAUGUCACAUAAAAGCCUCGUUAAAAGUUUUGUUAGUCUCUUACCCUAAACAUCUUUGCGCUCUCUCCUAUUUUUACUAGUGUAAAUGCAUAAUUGAAAACAAACUUAUGAUGAAUAAACUAUUCAACAAUCACAA
Zootermopsis nevadensis is the source of this 4532-nucleotide messenger RNA. RefSeq names its product glucose dehydrogenase [FAD, quinone]-like. The record is from RefSeq and is a predicted model, not a curated record. Gene Ontology annotation, molecular function: oxidoreductase activity, acting on CH-OH group of donors; flavin adenine dinucleotide binding. Lineage: Eukaryota; Metazoa; Arthropoda; Insecta; Blattodea; Termopsidae.